AUGGACAAUAUCUUCAGAGAUCAUGGGGAUAAGGUGAGAUUCUUUGGCAAUGUGAAUGUCGGCAUAGAUGUUCCGCUCAAAGGUCUUCUGGAAGUUUACCACUCCAUUGUUUUGUCAUAUGGAUGUACCAGCUCAGAUAACAAGCUUAACGUCCCCGGGGCCGACUCGCCUGCGGUUAUCCUGGCUCGUCAAUUUGUCAAUUGGUACAACAGUCAUCCAGACAGUGCAAACAGUGAGUCCAAUAUUCCUCCUCCGUUAGAAAAAAUAAAGAAUGUGACCAUUAUAGGUAAUGGUAAUGUUGCAAUUGAUGUUGCCAGGGUGCUUCUUGCGGAUCCAGAAAAGCAUUGGUCUCCGACCGAUAUACGUGUUGAGGCUACUGAGUUGCUCAAGAAGAGCGCCGUGGAGAGAGUCAACAUCGUCGCCAGAAGAGGUCUUCUUGAGUCCGCCUUCACAAACAAGGAAAUCAGGGAACUUGUUGAUUUGAAAAAGCAUCUGAAUGUGCAGCUAGUUCCAAUUGACUCAGACAUUAUGAAUGACAUCAAGCCAAAUGCUAAACUGUUACUGAGAGUUGACAAGCGCAAGUUUGGUAUUCUUGAAAAAGCCUCCGAUGAAGCUGCUGCUGAUCCCAAGCCCUCUCAUAAAAAAUGGGCCCUUGAAUUCCUUAAGAGCCCAAAAGAAUUCGUGGUCGAUGAAAACGACCCUUCUUUGCUUACAGAGACGAAAUUCGAGGUUAAUGAGUUGGUGGAAGACAAGCUUACUAAGAGAGUUAGCGUGAAAGGUACAGGACAAUUUGUUACCUUACCCAACGAAUUGGUGAUUUUAUCGAUCGGCUACAAAGGUUCUCCGCUUGACGGCUUUGAGAAAGUUGGAUUGGCAUUUGACACUGGCAAGAACUGUCUAGUACACAAGCAUGGUAGGCUUAUGCUUGAGAAAAACCUAGAUAAGGAUUUGGAACACAACUACAAGUAUGAUAAGGGUUGGUAUACUUCAGGGUGGAUCAAAAGCGGACCCAAGGGUGUGAUUGCAACUACAAUGAUGGAGUCAUUUGAUACAGCUAACAAUAUAUUGGAGGAUCUAAACAAUGGUGUCUUCAACAAACCCUUUAACGAACAUGGUGAGGUAGAUAUUCCUCGCCAUGCAGUUACAUGGGAGGGGUGGACUAAAUUGAAUGAGUACGAGCUCAAAGAGGGAGAGAAGCUUAGCAAAGCGAGGUUGAAGGUGCCCGCAGUAAGCGAAAUGCUUCGCAUAUCAGAGUCUGACUAG
Candidozyma duobushaemuli is the source of this 1263-nucleotide messenger RNA. RefSeq names its product NADPH-adrenodoxin reductase (gene ARH2). Gene Ontology annotation, cellular component: mitochondrion. The coding region runs from base 1 to 1263 and encodes 420 amino acids. The transcript has a single exon. The record is from RefSeq and is a predicted model, not a curated record. Gene Ontology annotation, biological process: ubiquinone biosynthetic process. Lineage: Eukaryota; Fungi; Ascomycota; Pichiomycetes; Serinales; Metschnikowiaceae.